AUGGAAUCAGAAAACCAAACAAACAUUUCAGAAUUCCUCCUGCUGGGCCUCUCAGAGGAUCCUGAAUUUCAACCCCUCUUCUUUGGACUCUUCCUGUCCAUGUACUUGACUGCUGUGCUCGGGAACCUGCUCAUCAUCCUGGCCAUUAUCUUUGACUCUCACCUCCACACUCCCAUGUACUUCUUCCUCUCUAACCUGUCCUUUGUUGACAUCUGUUUUAUUAUGACCACAGUCCCAAAGAUCCUGGUGAAUAUUCAGACGCAGAGCAAAGACAUUUCGUAUAUAGGAUGUCUUACGCAGAUGUAUUUCUUGAUGACUUUUUCUGGAAUGGAUAAUUUUCUGCUGGCUGUGAUGGCCUAUGACCGGUUUGUGGCCAUUUGCCACCCUCUGCACUACACAAUCAUCAUGAACCCUAGACUCUGUGGCUUGCUGGUUCUGAUGUCUUGGGUCAUCAUGUUCUUGGCACCCUUGCUUCACACUCUACUGAUGAUGCGGCUUACUUUUUGCAUAGGCACAGAAAUUCCACAUUUCUUCUGUGAAUUGGUUUUGAUUAUCAAAAUAGCCUGCUCUGACAUCCUCAUCAAUAGCAUCGUCUUAUAUGUGGCGGCUACCCUGCUGGCUGCGUUGCCCCUCAGUGGAAUCCUCUUUUCUUACUCUCAGAUUAUCUCUUCCUUAAUGAGAAUAUCCUCUGCUGGGGGCAAGUAUAAGGCAUUUUCCACCUGUGUGUCUCACCUGUCUGUGGUCUUCUUGUUUUAUGGGACAGGCUUUGGGGUCUACCUCAGUUCUGCUUUGACCCAUUCUUCUCAGAGAAUCUCUAUUGCCUCAGUGCUGUACACUGUGGUCACACCCAUGCUGAACCCUUUCAUUUACACCCUAAGGAACAAGGAUGUGAUGCAAGCCCUGGGAAGACUCCUCAGUAGAGCAACCUCUUGUCCAUAA
This is a messenger RNA of Orycteropus afer afer, 939 nucleotides long. RefSeq names its product olfactory receptor 7D4-like. Gene Ontology annotation, molecular function: olfactory receptor activity; G protein-coupled receptor activity. The record is from RefSeq and is a predicted model, not a curated record. Gene Ontology annotation, biological process: G protein-coupled receptor signaling pathway. NCBI's taxonomy places the organism in Eukaryota, Metazoa, Chordata, Mammalia, Tubulidentata, Orycteropodidae. Gene Ontology annotation, cellular component: membrane.